This is a messenger RNA of Drosophila gunungcola (fruit fly), 5001 nucleotides long. RefSeq names its product GIGYF family protein Gyf (gene Gyf). The transcript has 9 exons. The record is from RefSeq and is a predicted model, not a curated record. Lineage: Eukaryota; Metazoa; Arthropoda; Insecta; Diptera; Drosophilidae. Gene Ontology annotation, molecular function: protein binding. Bases 105 to 4850 code for a protein of 1581 amino acids.
AGUUGGGCACACUAGACCGACUUUUAUAUUGGUAUUGGUAUUUUACUAUAAUAUCUCGGUGGUACGUCGUCAUCAUUAACAUAUCGAACCAGAGGCUACUGAAAAUGACAGAUUCAAUGAAAUUUGGUCCGGAAUGGUUGCGCAACAUGUCAGCUGAGCCCGCAGGCUCUCCCAGUACUUACAACAUCGGUACCGGAGGACCAAAUAGCUCAAUUGCAGCGCACAACCUCGGCAACAACACAGCAUCUGCCUCGCGUAAUCUGUUUCCAGAAUACCGGUAUGGACGUGAGGAAAUGCUGUCGUUGUUUGACCGGAACUGUUUGCUACCGCAGAUCCUACCUUCGUUUAAGAAACUUUUCGUGGAGAAGGUUCAAUACCCACUUGCCCUUACCCCAAGCUCCGAGGAGGACAACAACCAAAACCCUCUUGGAAAUAGCUCGCGUCCUGCCUGGUUGCAGCGCUCAUCCGGUGGAUUUAGUACUGCUUCCCGGGGCACAGGACGUGGUGGGACAGUCGAACGAGGCCGAAUGCGCGGUAAAUCUGUCUAUCAUCCUAUAUAUCAACGUCCAAGUGGUCUUUACGAUGAGGGUUUAUCUGUUAUAUCUAUCAAGGCCGAACGUACUUGGAAUGACCGGAACGGAACUGGAGAUUCAGCAAUUGCUAACACUCCUACUACUGGUGCAGGUGCCUUGGAUUGGAACGGCACUCCAAGUUCAAGUCCUCGAAAAGACUUUUCGAGUCAUCAUCGCAACAUGGAGAAUUGGAGACGAACUAGGAACGAAGACGGAUCUGGAGAUGGUCCAGUUGCCAGCGGCCCAGACAUUGCUGGUUGGCGAAGUGGUGGCGGCGGAGGAAAUGCCACUGGUUUUGGUACAAACAGUCAUCGCUGGGGAAGGUCUACAAGUUGGCGCGAUGAAGACGCCAACGUUGAGAGUCAAACCAGCUUGCAGCGUUCAAUUUCAACGGUUGGGACUGUAGGCACAGAGCGUGAGCGGACUGGAAGCAGUAAGGGAUCUGGUAUGGGAGCGGGAGAGACAGGAGGAGGCACAUCCAACCCCUCUGCACGUUUGUCCAGCUCAAAGCCCUCACAACUGUGGAAUGUCAAUAGUAAUGCAGUCGGUGGUAAUGCCGAGGACAAUCUUCCAGAAUGGGCCAUGGAAAAUCCAUCGGAGUUGGGUGGCAGCUUUGAUGCAAGUGGGGCCUUUCACGGGGACACCGAUCUACAAAACAAAAAAAGUUCGCAUAGUGCCUUGAAGCCAGAAAGCUCAAACUCUGAGCACGAUGUGACAAAAUCAGAAAGUAAGGACGUAACUGAUAGGGAUAUUGUGAACGAUAACACAUCUGAGGACCCAUUCACAAAGGAUCCGAGCAUAGCAGCACAGGAAGCCAACAACAGCCGUAUGUCUCCAACAAACUCAGCAACGACAAAAAUUGAAGUGACCCACGGGGAUAUUUCAGACCGAAUCAAAGAAGUCGCCGAUGAAGUGGAAAAACUAAUAAUGGAAGAUGAUAAUCAAAGCCAACAUCAGAAUGAUGGCGACCAGUUUGCAGGCUCUCUGCCAGGUCUAGCAGACAUUGAGUUAAGCAUGAAACCCAAUCCUGUGUGUGUGACUACAGUUCGCCAGCAAGCACCUCCCACCAUGCCAAUUCAAAUGGCUACUUCACUUUCAGAAACAGCUCAUCCAGCCCAUCAGCACCCAGCUGUGCCGUUCUCAGAUCAUGUGACUAUGCAGCACCACAAUUUACAUCACCAGUCGCACUUUUCAAUGCUUCCAACACCCCAUAUGAUCAACCCAAAUCUCAAUGAAUUGUGGUUCUACCGGGAUCCCCAGGCCAACGUACAGGGCCCAUUCAGUGCCAUAGAGAUGACAGAAUGGUAUCGUGCUGGCUACUUUAAUGAGAACCUGUUUGUGCGCCGAUUCUCCGAUAAUAGGUUUAGACCGCUGGGCGAGCUUAUAAAGUUUUGCCAUGGGAACAUGCCAUUUACGCACAGCCACUUGCUUCCUUCACCAAUUGAGCUGGAGAACCUUCCUGUUGGUCCGUUGGUGCCCCCCGCUCUUCCAGCAGCACUUCCGCUUACACCACGUAAGCCAUCUCCAAUCACUCUGUCUCUGUCUGUUGUUGAACAGCAGUUGCAACAACAGAGGGACGAGCAACUCAAGGCAAACGUUACCGCUGCUGCGGAGUCCCUUAGCGCUGCCAUAAAGGGAAACCUUGGAGGAAACAGCAGAGGCUCUACAUCGCAUUUGCUUGCAAUGCGAUUCGAGAUGCUGCAAGAUCAGUACUUACAGCACCAGGAGUACCAAAUACUGGCCGAGCUAUCGAAGAAUGAGUGCUUUCAGCGGCUUUCGGCAGUGGAAAGAGAAGCGGUUGUUCGGCGCAAAGUUCAAAUGCUCGUUCUUCCUGAGUAUUUGAGCAGCCUAAAUGCACUUAGAAAUUCGCUGUCCAUGCUAAACCCUGUGGCUGGAAGCCAGUUGUACAGUGAAGUGGUCGAACAAGCCAAAAAGGAUCAGCCGCACAUGUUUGCAACCAGUAACGAACAGCCGCGUUCAGUGGGUAACCUGUUAGAUGCCAAUAACUUCGUUCUAAACGCCCAAAUUAUGCAUCAGCAAGCACAGACUGUGGUAGCUCCUUUGGCCACAUCUGCUGAUUGUGUUAUGCACAGUGGCUCGGCAGCCGACCAUAACAAACUUGAUGAGCUGCCCAGAAAUGACUUGGACCUGUUGAAUGAAUACAAUUUACGAAUGCUGUUGCGGGGCCAGCCCACAGUUGGCCAGCAGCAACAGCCUUCACUGCAAAGUUCUGGCAACGAAAAUCUUUCUGGAGGCGGUUUUAUAACUGAAAAUCAGUUGCUAGCAGGACAGAACUUAAUGAUUCCGAUGUGGCUACCGCCCAACAAGCACCAGCAGCCCGACCAACAGUGGCCUGGAAUACCUAACACGAAGGCAACAUUGUGGGAAGUGGCCAAUUUAAACGAAGAACAAAACGAAGAGCAGCCACUUUUAGUACAAAAGUUACAUGAAACCUGCUUUGCGGAUCCAUUGCAUUCUGUGCAAACAUCACCACUAUCCAAAGUUCAACCAGAAGACAAUUCAAAGCCAGCCUCCUCGGCCGAUUUAGAUCAUGCUACUGACAAUCUAAAGGAUUCCAAUAAUCAAAAGUUAGCUACACCAUUUGUUUCCGACACAGAACAGUAUCAGAACAAGGAACAACAUCCAAACCAGCAGCAGGCAAAACAGACUAACAAACAGCAUUUGAAUGUGAGGCAGAAUCCGCCGCAGUCGUCCGCAACAAAGCAAACAACUGAAGACGAUCGCAAGCGGGAGCAGACAGAAGAAAAAAGACGCCAAAAGGAGGAGCGCAAGCGACAGCAACUAGAAGAAGAAAAACGCCGUGCCAUGUUGGAAUCCGAGGAAAGGGCCCGCCAAAUGCAGGAGGAGAAGGAAAGGCAACAGCAAAUACAAGCCCAACGUCGAAAGGCGCUAUUGGGCAAUGCUCAGUCUUCAGUGCAAAGUGGCAUGACAGGAAAUUCCGCUCUUGCCCACGGCAAUAAGAAUGACGCCGUCAAGUCGGCUGAACCGCAAGCAGCUUCACGUUUACCUGCUGCAUCCGUGGCGCCGUGGUCUCUUCAGUCACCGAAUUCCAAAAGCACUGCGCCUGGACUGGCUGAGAUACAGAAGGCAGAGCGGCGGGAGCGACGCGCGGACCAGCAGCGCCAUCAAGAGCUGCUAGAUAAGCAAUCGCGAGCCAACGCUGCGGCAGCGGCUGAAGCCAAUGAUGCCUUGCUAAAAUGGCAGGCGGCACCAGCGGCGACUCCCGUAAUGAGCCUGGCCGAGAUUCAAGCAGAAGAGACCAAGCGAUUGACCAACGACCUCUUGGAUCAGCAGCGUCGUCGCGAGCUGGAGCAACACCAGCAUGCUCCGCUGCAGUCAGCCUCUGUUGGGGCGAGUGGAACCUCCAACAUCUGGGGCAGCGCCAAUAAGGCAUGGAGCGGUGCGAGCGGGGCUCCCUUACUUCCGUUGAGGUCGAGCACUGGAGCUGGUCUGUGGGACGAACCAAGUGCCUCAGGUACUAAUCAGAGUCAGGGUCUGUUUGGCACUGGAACGACUAGUGGCGGUUCCGUCACUGCGGCAGCAGUCCUGGCAGGAGCACUGAGUUCGGCCAGCAAAACCAAUCCGCAUGAUCAAAAACAGUCUGUGGCAUUUGCAUCGCCUCGGAAUUUACGCAAAAGUCAGACAUUGCCGGCCAUACACAACACAGGAAAAGCCACUAAAACAGCACAAGGACAACAACAGCAAGAGAAACCGAAGUCGGAUCAGAUCCGUGCGGGCUCGAAAGGUGCAGCUACUUCAACUGAUGACAAGGACAAGGAGAGAAAGUCCAAGGCGCAGCAAGGCCCCUCCGAACAUGCCACUAGUAAGGUUAACGAGUACGAAAACGAGUUCACCAGCUGGUGCAUAAAGAGCCUCGACAAUAUGUCCGCAAAAGUUGAUGUGCCAACAUUCGUAGCAUUCUUGCAAGACUUGGAGGCACCAUAUGAAGUGAAGGACUAUGUGCGAAUAUAUCUUGGUGAAGGAAAAGAGUCUUUGGAUUUCGCCAAGCAGUUUUUGGAACGCCGCAGUAAAUACAAGAGUUUGCAGCGGGCCCAAAAUGCACACAACGACGACAUGUGCAAGCCAGCUCCCGCCAUAACCCCAUCGGCGAACGACUAUACUGACAGCAAGAACAAGCAGAAGAAAGUGAAGAAGAAUAAGAUGACUAGAAUGGACGCCCGCAUUCUUGGGUUUUCGGUUACAGCCGCCGAGGGUCGCAUAAAUGUUGGCGUUCGUGAUUAUGUCGAAGGACCAUAAACAGCAGAAAGGCCAACGACAACCUCAAAUUUUAUAUAAAAUUGCAAAUCUUAUAAACUACAGAAUUAAAGUAAGUGUUAGGUCACAAAUGAAUGUGCGCUAAACCCUGAUAUACCUUAACAAAUAAAUAAAUAUAUGUAUCAAUAUAUAU